AUGACCGAUCUGCCGCCAUCAGCCUACGUUGAUCGGGAUGAUCCCAAGUAUGAAGGGUCAAUCCAAGUAGGCAACAGGGAGCGAGAGUAUCCAGCGCGACGCCGGUCAAGAUCGCCGGAAGCGUCAAGGUCAUCUGAUCCACAUCAUCGGCGUCCCCGAGAUGCCGAGCCUUCGCUGGAACAGCCUCGGCCGGUGCCCUGGAAGGAUUUGCGGCUUCCAAACAAGGAUGAGAGCCUCACUGUAGUCAGUAAAGCAGAUCUUUUGACUCCACCUUCCACUUCCAAACACACUGCCUCCAAGCUUCCGACCACAGCAGCCACCAAUCGGAUGGCGACCGAUAUCUCAAAAUGGAAUCGAAAGCUGGCCGAGCUACACGCAGGCGACCCCACUGACUUGAUCUCACGUCGCGGCUUUGCAGAUGCAUCGAUAGCUUCGAAGCAGUCAUCGGCCCAAGGCUCGAGGCACGCACCUGCACAGAAGCCAUCCGACGUAUCAGCUGGGAAAGACUCGAGCUCCCUCCAACCUUCUCCGCACAUUAUGCAGAUGUCAGAAGAGGAGCUGACCAGUUAUGACUACAAGGAUCAAGAACGCGUCGCUUGUCUUUUGUGUCAACGCAAGUUCAAGGUCAUCGACACACUCCACAAGCACGUAAGCCAGUCGCAGCUCCACAAAGACAACCUCGCCAAUCUCGACGCCUGUCGACUAGGCGUCGCUCGCAAGCUCGAAGCAUUGAGCCAAGCGCAGAAGCCGGCCCCAAUAGCCAGCUCAUCCACCACGACACAGUCUCAACAAGCAAUCCUCCCACCCGGAUACAGAGACCGCGCUUCGGAACGAAGAGCCGUCUUUGGUGCCCAUACUCCCUCCAAAUCCGGCACGCCGAGCACCAAGGUAUUUGACGGUCCCAAGGCAGUGCCAGCUCCAGUUGCUAGAGAAGAGCCAGUUCAUUCUGCUCAAGAGAAGCCAAUUGAAAGCGACAACUUUGGCAGCAAGCUGCUUGCUAUGAUGGGCUGGACCCAAGGUCAAGGUCUUGGCCUCCAAGGCCAAGGCAGGACCGAUCCUGUCGAGACCAAGAUCUACAAGCCGGGAGCAGGUUUAGGCAGUACCGCUCCAACUGAUACAGCCGCCCACGAGGCCAAUCUCAACGCAGCACCCAGCCGCAAAUCCGGCUCAAACGUCGCGUUCGCUGGUUAUUUGGAACGCGCCAAGGACCGCGCACGACAACGAUUAGCAGAACACUCGCAGCACCCUCAACAACAGCAGCAAUAG
This is a messenger RNA of Ustilago hordei, 1266 nucleotides long. RefSeq lists its product as uncharacterized. Gene Ontology annotation, cellular component: nucleus. The record is from RefSeq and is a predicted model, not a curated record. The transcript is spliced from 2 exons. Bases 1 to 1266 code for a protein of 421 amino acids. Gene Ontology annotation, biological process: mRNA splicing, via spliceosome. Gene Ontology annotation, molecular function: RNA binding. NCBI's taxonomy places the organism in Eukaryota, Fungi, Basidiomycota, Ustilaginomycetes, Ustilaginales, Ustilaginaceae.